AUGAACAAAGUGUUUUCAAGCACCAACAUUUCCUAGUCCCAAAAACAAUAUCCCUCCUUUGUCGCUUCUUCCUCGUCUCUUCUUCCACGUAACUCUUAACUAAUUAACCAACAUGGAAUCAUACCCCAAAAAUACAAUCAAGUUCCUCUUUAGCUACGGCGGAAAAAUCCUCCCCCGCCUCACCGACGGCAAGCUCCGCUACACCGGUGGCCACACCCGAGUCCUCGCUCUCCCUCCACCCAUUUCUUUCUCAGAGUUGAUGGUGAAGCUAGUUGAAUUAUGUGGUUCAUCAGUCACACUGAAAUGUCCAUUACCAAACGGAGAUUUAGAGACAUUGAUUUCAAUCACCAGCGAUGAAGAUCUGAAAAAUAUAAUUGAAGAAUACGAUCGAGCUUCUUCAUCAUUAAUUCAUCCAUUGAAGAUCAGAGCCAUUCUUUCACCGCCCAAAUCAUUCAAGAAAUUAUCUCCUCCUCCGUCUUCUUCGUCCAGCUCAACUCACUCUCUGCCUGGUUCGCCUCAUGCCUUCGUGGAAUCACCGUCGUAUGUGGCUGUGAAUCGGCUUAACCGUCUGAAAGGUAGCUGUUACACAAGGCAAUUAGAUGGAAGCCCUAGAUUCCUUUACCGGUUCGCAAAUAAUUAUUGUCAUUGAGGCAAAGUUAUGUUGGAGAUUUUUGUUUCUUCUAAAGAGCCUGUCCUAUGCGUUAGAGAAGUGAGAAAUUGCAGUUUCCACCUCCAGCCAUAUCAAAUGUCUAUCUAGUCUUUUAUCAUUUGAGUUGUGUUUACGAGAUUCAGAGAGUCGGGUGUAAAUAGCAAAUAGAUAAUAGUUGAUGAUGAUGAAAAAUAUCAAAGAUUGGCACUCAAUCUGUAGUAGGGUGUAAAUGGCAAAAACAGAUUUGAAAUAGAGCUUGAGCUUCUUUUUUUCCCUGCUCGAGCUUUUGUUUUUUGAAUCUGAUUUUUGCUCUGUUUUCUUUGUUUUUUUACUUCUAAUGUAAAAAUAUAAAAGAAUAAGAGAUUGAGCUUGAAAUUGUUCCUAAUGGGGAUCUGAA
Molecule: messenger RNA, 1046 nt
Organism: Medicago truncatula (barrel medic)
Lineage: Eukaryota; Viridiplantae; Streptophyta; Magnoliopsida; Fabales; Fabaceae
Exons: 2
Coding region: 113-649 (178 amino acids)
Molecular function (GO): protein binding
Source: RefSeq, a predicted model, not a curated record